Astyanax mexicanus (Mexican tetra) is the source of this 1964-nucleotide messenger RNA. RefSeq names its product gene rich cluster, C10 gene (gene grcc10). The record is from RefSeq and is a predicted model, not a curated record. The transcript is spliced from 4 exons. Bases 177 to 545 code for a protein of 122 amino acids. Lineage: Eukaryota; Metazoa; Chordata; Actinopteri; Characiformes; Acestrorhamphidae. Gene Ontology annotation, biological process: post-embryonic development.
UGCAUUCUAGAGCCUGAGAGGCAUAAUGCAACUAAUGGCAACAUUUAAGAUGGACCGAACAAUUUGAAGGCAGAAUAAGGUAGCAAUUAGAAGAUAACUUCAGUGUAACUGCGUGUGUCUCUCCCGGAUUGAGGAUCAGACGUGCAUCACAGGCUUCAGUUGCAUAAACUGCUGGAAUGGCAUCAGCUCCAGCCCAGCAGCCAACUCUGACCAUCGAACAGGCCAGAGUUGUCCUGAGUGAGGUCAUCCAGGCAUUUUCUGUGCCUGAGAAUGCUGCUCGAAUGGAGGAGGCAAGAGAGAGCGCCUGUAAUGACAUGGGCAAGAUGCUGCAGCUCGUACUACCUGUAGCUACACAAAUCCAGCAGGAGGUCAUCAAGGCCUACGGCUUCAACAAUGAAGGAGAAGGUGUUUUAAAGUUUGCCAGACUCGUUAAAAUGUAUGAAUCUCAAGACCCAGAGAUUGCUGCAAUGUCAGUCAAGCUCAAGUCUCUCCUCCUGCCACCUCUGUCAACUCCACCCAUCGGUGGUGGGAUCCCAGCUUCCUAGACAAACUGAAUUUCACAUCCACAACACAGAGCAGGAUCAGUGUGCUGCUAAAACUGAUCUACAGUUUUAUUGUUUUGUUACUCAUAAUUGAUCUGUUUUUAAAAAGCACAGCACAUUCCCACACCAUUCCAGUUUUGUCCAGUCAAUUUAAUUUCAUUUGUCUCUCAUACUGUAUUUAUUCUUUUUUCUUUUUGUAAAUAUUUCCUUUUUUCUACUUGAUGUGUUUGACUGACCUACAUCACACAGAUUCUGUGUUGCAAUGGGGAUUAAUCAUAUGAAGUGUUAAAUCUCGAUUUCUCAAAACCACCACAAUAUGUCAAAAGUGAUGUGAGUUUACACUGCAGCUGGAGAUUGACUCCAACUACUCUGAAUGCUAAAACCAUAUCACAUUGGAUGUAGUUACCACAGCGUGUCACUCUGUGUCGCGUCAGUAAGCUCCAAUAUUAAUUAAUGUAGGCUUUCUUGGUGGGAACCCACAACAUGUGGCACUGAGGCGAUAACAUGCGUUUAAAGUGUUUUGAUUCUGUUUACUGCGGCGUGGCAUUCUAGUAGGUGUAGUGUAAAAACAGUACGGAAUCCAGUACUCUUGAAAAACAAACUACAUUUAUUUUUUCUUUAUUCAUUGACGAAGUAGAUGGUUAAAAUUGGAAACACCACGUUAAUCAAAUGUGCAGGUACAUCUAAUAGCUGAUCAAUUAUAAAGUUCUUUGCGCAAAAAGACAACUUCAAAAAAGGAAAUGUGCCUGAAGAGUUGUGCAUAUAUCUUUAAAUGCAGGACACACAAACAGAUUUCUUCUUGUGACGCCUCUGUGUACCAUACGGUAUGAAAUGGCAAUCAUCAUGAAAUGGUUCAGACUCACUUCUACUUCUGGUAUGAAAUGGAGUUAACAUGCUUCAGGAAUACUGAUUAACCUAAUCUCAGUCUGCUGUAUCUGCAGUGUACUGUUGAUUACCACAGUUGACAGAAAAGAAGUGAAGACUCACAGGCUCAGAACUAAUUUAUAGUAGAGACCAGUGGGCUGCUGCAGAAAUAAUCAAAUUAGUUUAAUUCUAGUUGAAACAAAUGACUCAGGACUGUGCCAAGAGAGGUCAAAAUUCAGAGCAUAUUAUUUCAAUUCAGACAUAGCCAGUGUGCUUUCUGGUUCAGACAGUGACAUCUCGUUCACUUUAGCAGAACAUCUGCCAAAGUUUGUAGAGUUUAUCCUCCCAUGCAGCAUAAUUCUGCUGCCUAAUGCUACAGCAUGCUUAGUGUAGUUAACUCAUAGACUUCACUUCAUAGGUAUUUAUCAUAACACUAAUAUUUAUGUUUUUCUGAAAUAUAUACAUUUUUUGUUCCUUUUUUCAAUACAUUUUUUUUACAUUUGACAUUGUGUUUUGUAUAUCAUUUUCCAGUGUGCAAUAAAGAUUUGUUUCCCAGAA